CAUUCGCGGCCCCGCGCGGCCCCGCGCGGCCCCACCGCCCCCAUGGGGACCCCGCGCCCUCCCCCAGGGCCCUCGCCUCCUCUGGAAUCCUGCAAGUUGACGCCAAACCCUACUUUCUUUUUCCCUUUCCUUCGUGCCCUUUCUUUCCCUUGCUUCGCCGAGACGCUUCUCGACCUCAAAAUUCCACCGAAAUCCCAGCGGGGCUCCAACCCGGGAUCAGGGAGCCAGGGAACGAUCGGGCUUUGGCAGGCGGCGCGCCCUCGGAUGCCAGUGCUGGGGCGGGGAAGGGGGGCACAGCGCUGGGUGGGGGUGGGGGGAUCCACCUCGGUGGGCUGGAGUGGUGGGCACCCUCAGAAAAACUUUCCAGGUGAGGUGGAAUUGGGCUCCCCUGGGCUUGGGGCUGGGCGAGGAAGGACAUCUGGCCUGGCCUUCGCCCAACAGCCCAUUUGGGGUUGGCCUGAUUAAGGGGGUUGAGGGAUGGAAGCCCCCCUACUGGGGCAGGUUGCUGGAACCCAGAGAGGCCAUGGAGAACCUCAGUAGGGCCCCGUGGGCUGGCUUUUUGCCCUGUACGGGGCUCCACAAACAGGCCUGGGCAGGGAGGGGGACCCCCUGGCGCUUUACCCCUUGUGACUGUUUUUUCAGGACAUCUAUCCAAACGGGAGACUUAGGUCACUGCAGGGGUGGGUGGGGCUGGUUUGGCUGCUUUAACUCCCCAGCAAAUAUCUUGCCCUCAGGGCUCCUUGUCCCCAGGCGAUGGGAGGGAGGAAGAGACAAAGCUGGGCAGUGCAGGUUCCAGCUCUGAUGCUCACAGGCCUCUCUGGCCUUGGGGCUGUUAGCCAAGGGGGUAUGUUUUUUCCUGGGCCAUUCAGUUUAACCAAAACAACAAAUACCCAGCAGAUGGACCUCUGCAGCCCCUCAGCCUUCCCCAUGGGGUUAUUUUUGCUCCUCAGCCUCACCAAGCCCAGCAUCCUGACACAAGGCCAGGUGCUUGGGGCAGGCCCCUCAUGGCCAGACUCAAGCGAGCCUCUCCCUGUUGCCCCUGUGUUCAGCAAUGCUCCCCAUCCUCAGACCCCACCCGGCUCCUGGUUGCACCCGGUUGCCCUUGGGCUGCCCUGCUGCCCAGGUGGGAAGUUUUCAGUACUCCUACCCGUGGGAAGGUAUGGCCCAGGGCACCUGGGCUUGGGUGUGUGAGUGGCUGGAGAGGAGUUUCCAGAAAAUCCGACUUAGGUGCAGUGAGGGCUUUGGUGCUCAGCAAGAUAUGGUGAAGCACGAGAGAAUCUUCUCAUUGGGAAACCAGGUGGGCUUCCUGCAGGGAAAGAGAGGGAGUACCUCCUUCCCACCCACCCUGCAGAGCAGCCAGGCAGGCAGGGGUAGGCUCAGGAGGACCCACACGGCUCCUUAGUCUCAAGGGCUCAUUCUCAGGCACCCACUGGGAAGGAGCUGGACCACGGCUGCACCCAUCAUCCUGGCUCCCUGCCCCUUCCCACUGACCGCCUAGUUGUAAGGUGGCUGCAGGUGAGGCUGGUGGCUGUUUCUGCUUUGGGUUGGCAUCAAAGACUUCAAAGAUCAGGGAGCUUCAAUAUGCCCUGAGGCAACUUCUCAUUUUCUGAAUGUCUCCCAUCUGCCUGGAUUUCCUGGCAUUUGCGUCUCAGACAUUGCAGGGAAGUCAUCGAAUAGCCCAAGUUUUUAACCCCACCUCAGCUCGUAGGUCCAGGCAGGGCUCAGAGCCACAUGCCACAGCCCGAGUUGGCCCCCUUGCACCACAUUUCCUUCACCCGCGGACGGCUUGGGGUACAGAGCAGGGCACCCCCUCAAAAAACCAGCCGCUGUUGAGUUGAUUCUGACUCACAGUGACCCCUCGUGUGUCGGAGUAAAACCAUGGGAUUUUCAGUGGCUGAUUUUUCAGGAGUAGAUUGCCAGGCCUUCCAAGACGCCUCUGGGUGGACUCAAACCUCCAGCCUUUCAGUUAGCAGCCUAGGGCAUUAAUGAUUUGCACCACCCAGGGACUCUGAGGACAUCGCAGAUUAAGGUUAUUAUGAGCCAGGCCCCUGAGGGGCUCUCAGAUAAAGCCAACAGUGAAAUAAUGGUUCCCCACCUUGGCUGAGAGCCGGAUUGCCCGGGGGGCUUUUAAAACCUGCACAGGCCUGGGUCCCUCUGUAAGAUGCCAGUACAGAAGGUCUGGCCCAGGACCUAGGCUUUUGUGCUUUUAAAAGCCCCCACGCCCCAGGUGUUUCAGUGCAGCCGGAGGCCUGGGAGAAGGGCGGUGGCCUGGCACCUGUGUCGGGUUAAUAAGAGGCUGACUUUUCUCUGGCAUGCUUGCUCCUUUUAUUGUUGGUAGAUGCAGACUUUGUAAUGGUCUGCUGUCUGCAAGAGACAAUUGACUUAAGAUACUCAGAUUUCUCUUUAAUGAAACAAUCCUGCCCAUGGGAAGAUUCCUGGGAGCUCUCUCCUGGGCUCUUGCUGAUGGUAAGAUUGGAACCAUGGUCAGCAAAAAGGUUCGUUAUGAGGUUAUAAACAUAGUGUGGAGGUGAUCUGGUCUCCCCGAAGGCCCCAGCUCCCUGACCUUUCCAGCAAAGCCAGGACAGCCAGGAAGCGUCUCCCGUCUCCCUAAGAGAACAUACCCAGUCUGUGCUGCUGGCUGCGAUUCCAUCUAAUGGAGUCCUUCGCCAUCUAUUGCAAGGCUGCAUAGCGACAGUGAUCUGGCUAAGACCAGCUGUGGGCUCCCUUAUGCAGCAGCUCCAUGAGCAUGAGCCUGGAGCUGGUCGGCCGACUGAGCUACUUGGCAGAGCUAGGCUGCCGGGGCCUGCGUCUGGAGCCGUGGGUGAAACAGGGGCUCGCUGGACUAGACCAAGAACAAAAUCUCCCUCUGGCCUGGGUGGCGAUGCCCGGAGGCACUGAUUCUAGAAGAGCUCUUGGAAUGCCGGAUGCUGUCUUUCUCAGGGUGUUCCCUUUCCAGAAACUGCUUUCGCCAAAGUGUAUGGUGGUCUCUCUUACCAGGUGGGGAGGGGCUCACAGCCAAGGCCAAAAGGCCCUUUCCCAGGGUGGACGGGACAAGGGUGGCCUGAUUCCUAGCGGGCCCUGGUGGGCACAGCAUGCACUGGUGGGGACCAGAUUAUAGAAGUGGGUGCCCCAGAAGACACACAGCAAGCCCCCCUAAAUAGCCCUCUCUUCCCAGACAUGUGUGCUUGGGACAGGACACAGGAUCAGAUUCCUGUGCACUGAAUCAGGCCCAAAUGCGUGGUGGCGGCGGAGGGUGGGGGUGCUCUUGAAAGUUGGGCUGUGUCACACUUUUGUGAGUCCCGCUUCUCGUAUUGGCUGGUUUCUGUUUCUGUAAACAGCUAUGGGCUGGCCUGCUCAGCCUCGGGGGAUGUGUGCGAGGGGUGUGACAGGUACAGCUCUGUCCCUGUCCCCAGGCAGCGAGUGUGUAAGUGGUUUGCCAAUGGGUAGUCGGACCCUCCCUGCCUGCCUGGUGUAACAUGACGUAAAGGAAGUCAGACUUGAUGUGUUUCAGGCAAAAAAUUAAUGAUGGAUAAGCUUUCGAAAUGACCAGAAUUCAGAAGGAAGUGCGUGUGCCAGAGCUGAAGAUAGAGGCUCCCAGAGGGAGGAGAGGAGACAGACCGUGGUGGGGGCUGGGACAUCUGGGCUUGACUUCGGACAGUGUCCCUGGAAGGACACGUUUUUCUGGAGGAUGGACCCUGAGCUGCUGGGAGGUGGGGAGAGUAAAGAGGUCUGUGCCAGGUGUGGGCCCGCACUGUGGGGCACAGUAGCUGGGCAGGAGCUCUCCCGCACCAUCCUGUCCCCCUCACCUGUGACCUGAGGGCCCUGUGCAGCCUGGGGUCUGCUCGGCUGCAGGAAUCUGCCAAUUCUUGGGGUGCAGAGCCAGCAACGUGGCCCAGCAGUGGUCUGUGAGCUGCAGGUGGGCUCACACCUGUCUCCUGGUGGCUGCCCCUGUCUCCACAGAUGCAGCGGGGUUGCCUGGCAGGUCCCACUGACAUAGGCUGUGCAGUCCAAGUCCUCCAUCGACUUUUAAGUGAGGGGAUGUGUACAUGAGGGGAGAUGUACGUGGCCACCCUUGUCCUGAUACAGAGCCACCCAUGGACGCCCAGGGGACAGGUGGAGGUGACCCUCCUGCACAAAGAGAUGUGCUUUGAGUUCCUCAGGCUCCACGAGGAUGGAGACAGCAGCAGGAGAAAGAAACAAGAGGAGAUAAAGAGAAGGAAGAAAAGACGGGCCUCAUUGUACUGCCAAGGACACAGCUCCACCCACCCAACACUCACAUGCUUACACUCCCACACCCCACAACACACAUCACACACACACGCAAGAGCUAGAGUGUCUGGACAAAAAGCGUGGAGACACUGCAGCCGUGGGCACCGAGGAUUGUAAGUGGUGGGGGAAGUGGAGGAAGGGAGGAGAAUGGGGCCAGGGAGGAAGGGGACCUCCAGACCCCGGGGUGACAAGAACAUCAGUGUCUCCAUGAGGGCAGGGGACGGAGAGGCCCCACUCACCUGGACCCCCGAGGCCUACGUGCUGGCUGGAAUCCAUCCAAAUUCUGGGCAACGUACAGAGCAACCAGAAUGGAAAUACUGAGAACAUCACGUGUUGUGACGAAGGUGACCUGUGUCGCUGAACAGUUGGUAUAGAAAUUGUUAAAUGGGAACCUGAACUGCUGUGAAAACCACUGAAAACACAAUAAAAUAUUAUUUAAGAAAAACAAAAAGGGAAAAAUGAAAUUCUAGGCAGCGGGUAAAGUUACGGAGGAUUUCAUUUCCUUUGCUUGUCUGUAUUUUCUAUGAUGAUUAUCUAUUGUGCCAUUAUUUUAAAGUUAAAAGGCAUUCGGGACAUGAGUGGAAAGAGAGAGGUGGGGGGCUGUCUUCAGGAUGGGGGGAGGCAGAAGGGCCCACUGAGAGCAUAAGAGAGCUGGGCUGGGGGGGACAGGGAUCCACCGCUCAGGGCACUCGACCUCGACUUGGGCCUCGGAGGUACAGACUGUACAAGCUCCUUGUUCAUGUGCCCAGAGGCUUAAGCAAUUUUUUUAUUUUUAUUUUUGUUGAGAUAUAAUUCACAUAGUCUACAGUUCACUCUUUUAAAGUGGGCGACUCAGCUGUUUGUAGUGUAUUCACAGAGUUGUGCAACCAUGAUCACAGUCAAUUUUAGAACAUUUUUAUCACCCAAAAGGGAACUCUGCACCCAUUAGCAGUCACUGCUUCUUCUCCCCGCCUUCAGGCUCUGGCAGCCACUCUUUGGCUUUCUGUCCUGUGGACUUGCCUAUUCUGGACGUUUUACGUAAAUGGAAGCCUAUAAUACAUGGUCCUUUGUGUCUGUUUUCUUUCACUCAGCGUCAUGGUGUGAGAGUCUACCCAUGUCGUGGCAUGUACCUGGACUUCGUGCCUUUUUAUGGCUGUGUAAUAUUCCAUCAUAUGGACUGACCACAUGGUGUGUAUCCAUUCAUCUGUUGAUGGACACCUGGGUUGUUUUCUACUUUUUGGCCACUGUGAAUAGUGCUACUGUGAAUAUGCUUGUGAGUUCUUUGUGUGGACGUGAAUCGUUUUCCUCUUUAGAUUUUUUUUUUUUAAAGUAGGGUAUCGACACUUCUUACAUUGCCCCCAUUCACCACUUUUUGAAGAAUAAGGGAAAGCAGAGGCAGGAGCUUGGCUUGCUGGGAGAGAACGGGAGGGCACCGGAUUCUCUUCCAGGGUGAUAUGGCAAACCACCUCAGACCUCUGAAUGAUUUUACUCCCAUCUCUAAAUUAAGGAUGAUAUUGUCUGUCCAAAAUAUCUUACUACGAUGUGGUAGAAAGCAGAUCAAAAGGCGUUUAAUAAAGAGACUUCUGGGUAGACCCCUGGGAGUGGGGUGAGAGGCAGGAAGCCACCAGACUAGAUGGAGGGAAGUAGACAGAAAGGCCCAGAACAUUGCAGUACCUGCUUCCUCCUCCACCAUCAGCCUGUCCCGGUGGUGAGCAAGCUCUGCUGGCUGGCCGUGCAGGCUGUUACAGGGAGGGCUCCUGGUUUCUGGAACGUUCUGAUAGAACUUGAUAUCGGGAAGAGGAUUCUGUGCAGAGCAUAAGCAUACAGUGGGGUCAGACCACAGCUGGGUCCCAGUCACCAGGACUGUGUUGGGAAUUUUAUUUUGAAAAAUUUCACAUCUACAGACAAGUUGCAAGAGUAGUACAUGUGCCCUUCAUCGGGGUCUGCCAAGUGCUGGUGUUCUGCCAGACUUGUUUCAUCUCAUAAUUACUAUUUGUGCUGAAUUCUUUGGGAGUAAAAUGUGGACUUCCGGAUACUUCACCCCUCACUCUUUCAGAGGUGUCUGCCAAUAACAAGGACAUUCUCUUACAUAAUGAUAAUGCAGUUAUCAAAUGCAGGAAGUUUAAUAUUGGUGAUAUUAAUGAAUUCAGUCCAUAUUCAGACUUCGCCAGUUGUAACAAUAGUAUCCUUGUGAUGGUCCUUUUUCCUGAUCCAGGAUCCAGUCCAGGACCACAUGCUGCAUUUAGUUGUCAUGUCUAUUUAGUCUCCUUUAGCCAGGACCAGCCCAUCAGCUCCUCUUUGUCAUUCAUGAUGAAGACAAUGCUCGGUACCCCUAUAGGACAGAGUAGAACUGCCCCAUAAGAUUUCCAGGAAGCAGCUGGUGGAUUCAGACUGCCAACCUUUUGGUUAGCAGCCAAGGUCUUAACCCCUUUUCCACCAGGGCUCCAUAUCAUGAAGUGGAGCCCCGGUGGCGUAGUGGUUAAGAGUUCAGCUGCUAACCAAAAGGACAGCACUUUGAAUCCAUCAGCCACUCCUUGGAAACCCUAUGGGCAGCUCUACUCUGUCCUAUAGGGUCGCUGUGAGUCGAAAUCAACUCGGUGGCAACAGGUUUGGUUUGAUUUUGUACUAUAAAGUGUCCUGGUGGCACAAUGGUUAAGUGCUCGACUGCUAACUGAAAAGUUGGCAGUUCAAACCCACCAGGCUUCUGUGGGAGGAGGACCUGGUGAUCUGCUCCUGUAAAGAUUAUAGCCUAGGAAGCCCUACAGGGCAGUUCUGCUGUGUCACAUGGGGUCAGUAUGAGUCAGAAUUGACUCAACGGCACCCAACAACAACAACAUACUAUAAAGUAUGUUCUAUAAAGUUGUCCUUGAAGAGAAAGUUUCCUGACCCCUAACCGAGGUCAUUCAGGUCUGACUGUACAGGUAUGAGCUCCCUGGUACUCUGCGUAUGCAGCUGGCUCGUCCCUCUCCUGGCCACCUGGUUCCUACUUGCCAGAGCAAGCAGGAUGACUUGAGAAGAAACGUACCUGUAGAGCAUCAUCCUCCAAACCCACACGGAAAAAAAAGACGCAGUGAACUCGCGUACCUGCUGUGGGCUUGUGAGGCUUUGGGCAGCGUAGCCUAGAAUAGAGAGAGGCGUGCCUCAGACAAAGGCCUGGCUUUUGGUUUUGGAAGAGACCCUGAGAUCUCUUAAAGGAUUUCUUGGGGACAGAACCUCCUUGGGCGGAGACUUUAUUUGACCCCUUUAGAUCUGUAGUCUGGAGAGAUUGGCUGGGCCUUCCAGCCCUGUCAGCAUGAGGGCCACCUCCUAUUGAGUCAGCAACACAAGUUGACAUUGGACUGGGCUGUGCCAAGGCCCCUCUGGUAUCCUCAGAGACAGUCUGCGCAGAACCCACUUUAAUAGCUGAUCCUUAACCAAGAGCAGAAUGAGGGGCUGGACCAGCAUUUUAGAGAAAAGGAUAAAGUGGAGGGUAUUGGAAGGAACUUUGAAGGGACUGGUUCUGAACCCCUAUUCUGCUCUUCUCUGAACCUCAGUUUCUUCUUCCGCGGAAGCAGGAUUUAACUUUGCAGGGUUGGCCGUGGAGGACACAGGGUCAGUUUUUGGUGAAUGAGUAUGGUGUGUAAAAGCAUCAGGGGGCCCAAUCGAUGGUGGUUCUUGGCCACCCCCCCCCCAGAGCUGUAGACCCCGGACAGUGCUACUGAGGAACUUUCUGACCUCUGCCCUGGAACCCUUUAAAGAGAGUCACUUCUGUGGAACAGAAAAUGGGCUUCCCCUUUCCACUCGAUGUGGCCAGCUUUCAGUCCUUCCUGUUACUCCCAUGACAUGUCAAGCCCAGGCUUCUCGCAGCUGCCAAGUUCGCCUCUGUGGCCCUUCCUCCCUGGGUACCAAUCAAGAGCUCCAAGAAUGUGGGUGGGUUUGAGAGCAGCCCCAGAUGAUGUAACAAGAGCAAAUAUGCUUCUUAAAGAUCACAUCAGUUUGGCAAGUCCUCAAAAACUGAAACAGGGUUACCAUAAACCAAAAACCAAACUCGUUGUUGUCAAGUCGAUUUUGACUCACAGCGACCCUAUAAGACAGAGUAGACCUGCCCCAUAGGGUUUCCAAGGCUGUAAAUCUUUACAGAAGCAGACUGCCAUGUCUUUCUCCCGUGGAGCAGCUGGUGGGUUCAAACUACUGACUUUUCUGUUAGCAGCUGAGCACUUAACCACUGCACCACCAAGGCUCCUUAGAGUUACCGUCAAAGAUAGAAAAACAAACAAACAAACCAUUGCUGUCGAGUCGAUUCUGACUCAUAGUGACCAUAUAGGACAGGGUAGAACUGCACCGUAGGGUUUCUAAGGAUCAGCUGGUGGUUUCUAACUGCCGGUAUUUUGGUUAGCAGCUGUAGCUCUUAACCACUUCUCCCCAGCAGGGUUCCCCAGCAAUUCAGCUCCUAGGUAUAUAGCCAAAAGGCAUUAAAAGCGGGUGUCCAAACAGACCCACGCACACCAGUGUCCGUAGCAGCACUAUCCGCAAUAACCAAAAGGUGGAAAGAGCCCAAAUGUCUGUCAGUGGACCAAUAGGUCCACAAAAUGUGCUCUGUCCAUAUGAUGGGAUAGUGUUCAGCCAGAAGAAGGAAUGACGUUCUGAUACACACUACAGUACAGACACACCUCAAAAACAGUAUGCUGAGUGAAAGAAGCCAGACACCAAUGGUCACGUAUUGUAUGGUUCCAAAAACAAACCAAACCACUAGCCGUUGAGUCAGUUCUGACUUAUUGUGCUCCCACGUGUGUCAAAGCAGAACUCUGUUCCAUAGGGUUUUCAUGGCUGUGACCUUCUGGAAACAGAUUGCCAGGCCUUUCUUCCAAGGCACUUCUGAGUAGACUCAAACUGCCAACCUUUCAGUUAGUAGCCUAGCACUUAACCACUUACACCACCUGGGGAUUCCUGUAUGAGUCCACUUAUAUGAGAUAUCCAAAAUAGGCAAAUUCAUAGAGACAGAAAAUAAAUUAGAGGUUACCUGGGGCUUGAGUCGGAAUCGACUUGAUGGCACUGGGUUGGUGGGGGCUGGAGGGUGGGGGAGAGCUAUUGCUGAAUAGGUACUGAGUUUCUAUUUGGGGUGAUGAAAAAUAUUUUGGAAAUAGGUAGUGGUGAUGAGUAUACAAUAUUGUGAAUACAUGUUAUAAAUAUGUUAACACAAUUUUAAAAAAUCACGCUGAUCCCAACACUAAACAGAAAAGUUACCUGUGAUGGUCUGCUCCUUUGCCUUUUCCACGCUGUGCCACCAUGUCCUGUAAACUCCAGUUAGUUGAGAAUGUUCUAUGCUGACCAUCAAGACCUCAACGUCCCCUCUGGAUUCCAUGACGUGGGCAGGAAGGAAAACAAGAAGAAAGCCAAGAGUGUGACGGAAGCAUUGGACGUGCAGGCUUGUAGUAAUGAUAACUUUACCUUGCGUGUCUAGAGAGUUUGCACAUACCAAUGACAUCUAAGCCACACAAUACACCCUGUAAGGUACGAGGACAUAUCAUCGCCAGGGUCUUCCCAAUGCCAAGGAAGAUCACGUGCCCGUGGUGCACAGGAAGAAAGCCUGGUGAUCUGUUUCCAAAAACCAGCCAGUGAAAACCUUAAUGAAUCACACAGAACAUUGUCUGACUCGCUGGCUUUGGACACGUCAUUAGGAGGGAUCCAUUGCUGGAGAAGUAUUUCACGUUUGAUGAAGUAGAAGGCCAGGGAGAGCGAGGGGGACUCUUGGUGAGACGGCUGGCACAAUAGCCGCAACAAUGGGCUUGGAUAUGCUAGUGAUGGUGAGGAUGAUGCCGUUUGGGCAGCGUUUCGUUCUGUAGUAUGUAAGGUCGCCGUGAGUUGGAGUCGACUUGAAGGUAGCAGCUGUCUGUCUUUCAUCUGUGGAGUCUCUGUGAGUUAGAAUGGACUCAACGGCAAUGGGUUUGUUUUUUUGUUUGAUAUUAUCUAUCAUCUGUCUGUAUAUCUAUCAUCUACCUAUCUCUCUCUCUACCUAUCUACCCACUCACCCAUCCAUCCAUCCAUGACUUUUCAGUGCAAAAGGACUUUUCACAUAUUUUCCUAUUCACGAGGUCUCUGCAGGGUAGGUGAGGCAGCUAUUAGCUCCUCACUGUCUGAGGGGAGCAGUUGGUGACUUGCCCAAGGUCUCACAGCUGAGGCGUUGGUGCCAGGACUCCUGAUCCUGGCUCCGGUCCCUGGAAACAGGAUUUGACUUCAUGGCUUUGGACUUUCCGUUGCUCCGUUCCGUUGGGCCAAGGGUCUUGUUGUCGUUGGAAAUGCCUGACUAGAGCUACAUUUGGUCUUCAGGUUCGCACUUCAGAGCCUUGGAAGGGCCGUUUGGCAGCACCUAGCAGGGGCUUUAAAAACAAGUGUUGUUUCACAACUCCUCAGACGGGGAUUGGGCUGGACAAUGGGAUGGAGAGGGUUGCUGGUGAGGAGUGAGCUUCUUGGAUCAGGUGGACACGAGACUAUGUUGGCAUCUGCUGUCUGGAGGGGAGAUGAGAGGGUAGAGGGGGUUAAAAGCUGGCGAAAUGGACACGAAAAGAGACAGUAGAGGGAGGGAGCAGACUGUCUCAUUAGGGGGAGAGCAAUGGGGAAUAUGCAGCAAAGUGUUUAUAAGUUUUUGUGUGCGAGACUGACUUGAUUUAUAAACUUUCACUUUAAGCACAAAAAAAAAAUGAUAAAUAAGUGUUCCCUUUGAUCAAGCAAUUCUCUGUGUAGGACAUUCUCCUAGGGAAUUCGUUAAGGCACAUGCAAGGAUCGAGACACAAGAGUGUUCAUCUCAGUCUUGCUUGUCUUAGGCAAAUGUUAGAAGCACCUACGCACACAGGAGCAGGCGAGACAGACAAACCACGGUGCCCGAGACUCUGCAGGCAUCAAGUGGUAGUAUUAAGUUUUUUUUUUUUUAAUUGAAAUGUAAAAAGUUAGGGGAAAGUAGACAUUCUUCUACAAGUGUCCAUUCCCUCAUUUUCUGUACUGAAUUUGAAUUAUACAUGUAAUUUUAGUUAAUUUUUUUACUGAGGUAAACAUAUAUAUAUACCUAUAAUAAAAAAAUUGCCAUUUCAACAUUUUUUACAUGUACAAUUCAGCACUUGGCUGUUAACCAAAAGGUUGGUGGUUCGAACCCACCCAGCGGCUUCAUUGGAGAGAAAGUUGUAAAGAUUACGACCAAGAAAAAAGAUUACAGCCUCCUUUUUUUUAUAAAGAUUACAGCCAAGAAAACCCUAUGGGGCAGUUCUACUUUGUCGCAUGGGGCCGCUAUGGGCUGGAAAUUGACUCAACAGCACCUAACAACAACGACAAUUAUGUUAUCACGUGCAGCUAUACCAUUAUCUAUUUACACAUUUUUCUGUCACCCGUAACAGAAGCUCAGUGCCUCCUAAGCAGUGACCCCCCUCUUCCCCUCACUCUCACCUGCCCUGGUAACCACUAAUAAACUUUGGUCUCUAGACCAAAUUCCAGGUAUUCUCCAAUUCUAGGUAUUUCAUAUGUGUGGCAUCACACAAUAUCUGUCCUUUUAUGUCUGCCUUCUUCCACUAGGCGUAAUGUUAUAUUGUUGUUAGGUGCUGUCAAGUCAGUUCUGACUCAUAGCGACCCUGUGUGCAACAGAACGAAACACUGCAGGGUCCUGCGCCAUCCUCACGAUUGUUGCUGUGUUUGAGCCCAUGGUUGCAGCCACUGUGUCACUCCAUCUCAUUGAGGAUCUUCCUCUUUUUCACUGACCCUCUACCUUACCAAGCAUGAUGUCCUCCAGGGACUGGUCCCUCCUGAUAAGAUGUCCAAAGUACAUGAGAUGAAGUUUCACCAUCCUGGCUUCCAAGGAGCAUUCUGACUGUACUUCUUUCAAGACAGAUUUGUUCAUUCUUGUGGCAGUCCAUGGUAUAUUCAAUAUUCUUUUGGAUGAUCUUCGGUACAAUUGUACUUGUGUGUGAUAUAAAUGAUAUUAUUGUUCAAUAAUUGGUGGAGCCAUAAUGUUAUGGAUGUGAUUUAAAGUUAGAAUUUGAUAAAGUACAGGUCUAAUUCCAGUCAACAAUAGUGUGGGCCAGACCUGUAAGGCUGGGCUCGGUUCCCUGUCAGGAGGCAGAACCUGUGUAGGCAGAAAAACCGUUCAGCAGAGCAGAUUAAUCCAGAGGGUAGGCGCUGCAUUGUAGGAAUUACUAGGGUCUUUGUCUUUGGUCAUCUAGGGCUGCCAUAACAGAAAUAUCGCAAGUGAGUGGCUUGAACAAAGAGAGGUUCAUUCUCUCCCAGCCUAAUAGGCUACAAGUCCAAAUCCAGGACGCCAACUCUAGGGGAAGGCUUCCUUUCUCUGUUGGCCCUAGACAAAGGUCCUUGUCAUCAAUCUUCCCUUGGUCUAGGAGCUUCUCAGCACAGGAACCCCAGGUCCAAAGAACGUGCUCUGCUCCUGGUGCUGCUUUCUUGGUGGUAUGAUGUCCCCAACUCUCUGCUUGCUUCCCUUUCCUUUUAUCUCUUCUAAGAUAAAAGGUGGUGCAGGCCACACCCCAGGGAAACUCCCUUUAUGUUGGAUUAGAGCUGUGAUCUGGUAAGGGUGUUACUUCCCACCCUAAUCCUCCUUAACAUAAUCUAAUCAAACUCAUCUUGCCUUUUUAACCACAGGCAGAGAUUAGAAUUUACAUCAUGUAGGAAAAUUACAUCAAUCACAAAAUGGAGGACAACCAUACAAUACUGGAAAUCAUGGCCUAACCAAGUUGACACAUAUUUUAGAGGGAUACAAUUCAACCCAUAACAGUCAUGUCGGGAGAGCCCGGCUUGGGAGAACUGCUCUAAGUUGGCAAAGGCUGGAGAGAUGGCAGUGGGGGCAGCUCUGUGAUAUUCGGAAAGGGUUGUCAAAAGCCCUGUUGCUAUUGCUGGGUGCCGUUGAGUCGAUCCCAACUCAUAGCGACCCCAUGUGACAGAGAAAACAGCCCCAUAGGGUUUUCCUGGCUGUAAUUUUUACGGGAGCAGAUUGCCAGGUCUUUAUCCCACAGGGCCGCUGGGUGGAUUUGAAACACGCACCUUCCAGUUAGCAGUUGAGUGCUUAACUGCUGCACCACCAGGGCUCCUCAUCCUUUCCUCUGUUGUUGUUGUGUAUGUCUAGUCAAUCCCGACUCGGGGAGACUCCAUGUGACAGGGUAGAGCUGUGGAUAGGGCUUUCUGUCUGUAACCUUUACACAAGCAGAUAUCCAGGUCUUUUCUCCUGCAGACUCAGUAGGUGGGUUCAAACCAGCAACCUUUCGGUUAGCAGCCAAGCGCUUAACCUUUGUGCCGCUAGGGCUCCUUGUCAAAGGCCCUGAAGGCUGUACUUUUUGGCCACCAUGUCGGUCCCUUCCUUUCUAGAACUUUCUGUUGCUUCAGGGUAGAUAGACAGGCCCAUGCUGAAAGGCCAGUAUUUGGGGACAUUUCCUGGGAAGGGGAAAUGGACACAUGGCUUCAUAUCUACAGGGCCAAGAAGAGGGACCAAAGGAAGUGGGUGGGGGAAGGUGGACUGUGAUCGAAGCUACUUCCAUCCAAGAAUGUUCACACGUGGAUACCUCCUCCUGGCCUGCGCUGGGCCUAGGGCAGCUCGGCCUGAGUCAUCGACCAGACAACCUCUCCAAGGGCCCUCCCAGCACAAGACAAAGGCUUUUUUUGUCCCAGGUUCAGCUCCCCUGAGACUUAAACCUCCCGAGAUUCCCAAACAUCAGCCAAAUUCUUGCAGUUUGUUUUAUUAAGAAACAAAACCCUGAGAACCAGUUGCCUUGACUUCUUGGGACCCAGAGCAUGUUCCCUAAAAAAAAAUGGAAUUAAUUAACUGUCAAAUUUGUGGAGGAUUUCCCAGCCUAGAAGCAAGGUCGAGAGUGCUCGAGGUCUUCUUUCGUGCAGGUGAGUAGGUGACGGAGGGGGACCACACCAGGGUCCUUUCUCCGUAGCCUCUGGUUCAUCUCUGCUCAACUGGGCAUCCUUGAGGUGUUUGGAAGCAGGAGCUUGCUUCCCCUUCCUGCUCUCCAAGUUGGAACAUCAGGUCUCUCUAUAGGAGAAGAGGCAUUAAACAUUGUCAGCGGGGCCUGACCCUGAAGUAUACCUGUUUGGCAGCCUGAGGCUCAGGGAGAAGAGCGACACCCUGAAGAUGAGUGAUGCUACGAGCUGGGCGAGGAGGGACGGCUCUAACACCAGGUGUUGCAGGGAGGAUUUUCACAUGCAGCAAACAGCGCUCACACACCUGGCAGCUCCAAAAUGCCCCUCCUUGGCCAUCCGUCUGCUCACCUGACUGAGCCAAACCUCUGUGAUUGCUGUGUGUCCUGACCUGCAUUCUUUCCCCCCUGUCUGGCUCGUCACUGUCCCUGACUUCACCCCUUCCCUGAUGUCACAGCACAACAGCUCUGUGGUUCCCAUGGCAACAGGCUGCCACAGUUCACCAGCUGGAGCAGAUCCUGGGCUGCUGGUGGAGGUGGGGACCUGCGAUUCCAGCCAGCCGUGGUCAGUGGGCCCCAGAGACGCCAUGCAUACCACCUCUGGGCUGAGACACUUGUGCCUACCCCCUGUCCACUGGGAGGGUGGUGUCCUUUUGUGCCCAGCUGUUUGGUGAGGCUCCCAAGAGGGCCUGGGGCCGCUGGCAGCUGUGGGAAGUGGGCUAAUAAGGGUCUCCAGGCUGCAUCUCCAGAACCUGAGUUUUAAAGUUCCUGCGGGGGCUCUCCAUGUACCAUUUGAUCUGGGAGGAGGGAAGUAGAUGCUGGUGAGAUUGAGUUGGAAGUGAAUAUGGUUGUUUGCAGGAGUGGGAGGUGGGGGGCAUGAAGCAAGAACAGCAGAGGAUAUUGGGGGCCCCUGACCUAGGCUGGGCACUUGGAACCUGAACCAGGUUUGGGGAAAGCAGGUGAGUGACAUUGUCAGGAAACAUUUAGUAAGCCACCAGUCGGAUCAGCUGCCAGCAGUCCACGCGGCUGUCCCGGUGCCUCGUCUGUGAGCCUGGGGAACAUCAUUCUCUGCCUCUGGGCCCAUCUUUGUGAGGCCCGUUGAGGAGUUAACUCAUGUAUGCAGAGUGAGACACGAUGAGCCUCAUCUUCUUCAUCCAGAGGUGGAUGUCCACCGCCUCGGCCUUCUAGAAUGCUGGUCCCAGUGAUGGCUGGGCAUUGGAGAGCUGGUUAAACACACAGAUUCAUAGGUCCCACCUCCAGGGCUCAGGUAAAAAGAAACUCACUGUGGGUCCUGGCAGGGACUCCCCAGUUGGUUCUGACAAGCCAGUCCAAAAACCAGCAUGUUUAGGAAGCGCCGCUCCAGAAGUAGCUACAAGUCCAGGACCUGGGCGAAAACCAAGGCCCUGGGCAGCCAGCUGGAGUCAGAGUGCAUUUCUAGACUGUAGGACUCAGAGAAGUUUAGAGUGUAUCUGACGUUUGUUUUAUCCAACCUUUGCUUGAAUGCUUCUAGUGAUGGGCAUCUCACUUCCUACCAAGUCAGCCCAAUGAUUUCAAGACAGCCCUGUAGAAAGUUCUGCCUUCCACCCAGCCAGUCUUUGCCUGUCUGUGAUGUGUUCUUGGUGGUCUAGUCCUGUCAUCUGGAGACACACACAGGCCUUGCUCAAUCUCUCGGAACGUUCCAGAAAGCAGUGUGCAUCCUCCCGUCUCUGUAGGUUUGGCGUGGAACCAACAUGGCAUCUGUGGUUUCUCAGACCCAGGGCCCCUUUAGCCUCCACCCUGGGCUCAAACCACCUUCCCCCAGAAGUGGCAUCUGCAAAGUUCUCAGAAUGAAAAGAAAUCUCGAGCGAGCUGGUUGCCUGACUCCCUGCCCCGAUGACGAGGCCUUGCUUUUGAGGCAGGAGCAAAGACUGCUCCAGGUCAGAGAAAAAGGCAACGUGGCCGAGCGGAGAAGACAAGACCUCCGGCAGUGGAAAAACCGGCAGCUCCAGUGCCUGGCCGAGGAGUGCAAGGCCGAGUGGCAGGAGAUCCAGAAGCAGCAGGUCAGAGACCUGGAGUGGCUGUACUUAGCACAACUCCUGGGCAUGGGAGGCGGAUGUGGAAAGGACAGCCAGCCGGCCUUGGAGGAGCCUGUUCAGCGAGCAGCCGCCAGACAGCAGAGGGCCAAGGAGAAGCACAGAGCAGCCCUCAGAGAGGAGAAGAGUCACAAGGAGGAGCCAGCCAAGCAGUCGGCGUGGCGCACAAAGUCCCGGAAGAAGGCUGCAGGCAUAGAAAAGCAGGGUGCCUCCAAAAUCACAGGUGUGACGUGGCCUCCCCUCAUCCCCCCUGGGAAGAGAAAAGGGAAACAAAGGCCCUUGGUGAAGACCAGCGGGGGUCAUCGGCACCUGGACCCCUGGGUGAGCAGAGGGACAGGUGUGGACAAGCUGUAUCCACAUCCGGACAAAACCAGGCGUUUGGAGAGAGGGAAAAAGGUAACCUGGGACCGGAGGAGGCAGCUGGGGAAGAGGGAGGCUUCUUUCACUCAAGGCCUGAAACACAACCGUCUUGAUUUGAGUCCAGAGGGCAGACGGAAAGAUCUGGAACAGCUGUGGCCGGUUAGCUCAACCUGCAAAAGGGGAGCUGUGUCAGCAGUGCCCCCGGACAAGCACGGGAACUGGAAGAAGUGGCAGAGAGAGCUUCAGUUUGCCUUCGAAGAGCUGUUUGACACAAACAGAAAGCUGAAAAACCACCUGAAUCAGCACCUUGAAUUGUGGUCAAGAAACAGGCAGGGUCCCGAUGGGGAACCAGGCUGCCUAGGGGUGCAAGAUCCUAGCAUUGAGGCCCAGAGAGAGAAGAAGAUCCUAGAGGCAGAGACGGCGCCUGCCAGGGAACCCAGGGGCCCCGUGGUGGCCCACCAAACACUCUCCAAAAUCAACUUGAGGAAAUUACUAGACAAGAUGGAGAACCCAAAAUAUCACAGGUUGGCUAAGUGUGUGUUUGAAGAGAAAAACAAAAUAUCUAAAGCCAAUUUUAAGAGCGGAGACAAAGCCCCAUCUCCCGAGGCAGAAAUCUCUGUCGCUGAAGAGAACCUGCUCUCAUGCACUGCAGAAUCUGGACAAGAAUCCCCCGAAACAGUCAGGCUGGCAGAGGGCACCCCUCAACUGCACCCUCGAGAGCAAGCUGAUGGAGGGGGCGUAAUGGAGGCAAUACCAGCCCCAGAGACGGAGCAGGGGAGACAAGAGCAGCUGGAAUUGUUUGAGCAAACGGAACACCCAGAGAUGAACCUGGAAAGUGUCCACAAUGCUCAGCUGGAAGACAAGGAGAGCGAACAGAGGGAGGCGCACCUGAAGCCGUCCUUUGUUCAGGUCCGGUGGUGGGAGGGAGGACAGGGACCCAGCGUCGCUUCCCCCUCGGGCAUUAGCAUCAUGGACGACAACAGGCACAGUCAGAUGAUACGGGACCUUCAGCUGCAGAUUCUAGAGCAAAAAAAAUUGCACAAGCAGUUUCUCGAAGAAGCCAGGAAGCGCUUGCAGGAGUUUCAGAAGAUAUGUUAAAAGCCAGAGACCCACCCACGACAAAUACAUACCUGGGUGGUAUGUCAAAACUGCUGUAGUUUGUCGGGUCUGUGUUUGUGUCAUCUGCUCAGAGACCACUGGGUCUAUGUCAUACUGGGGCUCUAUCCUCUUACCAAUGGGGCCCUGGUGGCACAGUGGUUAAUAGGUCACCUGCUAACCAAAAGGUCGGCAGUUCAAAUUCACCAGCUGUUCCUUAGAAACCCUAUGGUGCAGUUCUACUCUGUCCUGUAGGGUCGCCAUGAGUUGGAAUUGACUCCAUGGCAGUGGGUUUGGUUUGGUUUGUCAUCUUACAAGAAGCCCUGGUGGUGCAGUGGUUAAGUGCUUGGCUGCUAACCAAAAGGUUGGCGGUUCGAGCCCACUGGUUGCUACAUAGGAGAAAGAUGUGGGUCUGCUUCCAUAAAGACUCAAAAAAAAAAAAAAAAAAAAAAAACCCAUUACCAUCAAGUCGAUUCCGACUCAUAGCGACCCUAUAGGACAGAGUAGAAUUGCCCUAUAGGGUUUCCAAGGAACGGCUGGUAGAUUCAAACUGCCGACCUUUCAGUUAGAAGCUGAGCUCUUAACCAAGGUGGCCCAUAAAGAUUACAGCUUUGGAAACCCUGUGGAGCAGUUCUACUCCGUCACAUUGGGUCACUGUGAGACUGCAGCUGGUUUGGAUUUUGAUUUGAUGAUCAAAUUAACAGAGAAACCCCCUUUCCAGAUGGGAUCAUAUCCACAGGUAUGAGGGUUAGGAUUCCAACACGUAUUUGCGGAAGGGGCACAAUUCAGUCUGUAGCACUGAGUAAAAUAUAUAAUGUCAGGUGGUGGCAUGGUGAGGUGUGAGGUCACUCUCCCCGUGUGUGUGUCCCUGGGGAGCCCAGCUGCCACCAAACACCAUGCUCCUUUGUACGGGAGAGGGGCGGCACCCAGGAAUGUUUCUCCGUCACGGACAGCUUGGUGGCAGAGCCUCCUGCCACCGCAGGUUAUCAUUGCGUGGGUCUCCUUGUCUGCAUCUGAUUUUCCACUUGAGGCCGAGUCCUCAGGAAGUGUUUCAUCCCAGCUUGCUGUCUUUCUGUCAUCUGCUUCUGGAAUGUCACGGGAUAGGGUUGCAAAGCCACCCAACAAUUUGAUCUAAGCUCAACAUGAUUAGGAAAGGAAUCUUGGGGUCAGGAGGGCUGUUGUUAUUCCCAAGCCAAAGGCAAAUUGCUUUGCGGGGGGGUACAUUGUGGUAGCCCUGGGACCCAGCCCAGUGCCUGUCGUCCAGGUGGGGCACACCAUUGCAGGACACAGGAGGUUACCUCGCACGCUCCUCUCUGUCACUGUGCCCCCCCACCCCCGAGCCUGAGAGGGCAGAUAGGGUGUUGUGGGGAUUGCUGGGGUUGAAGUCGUGCCCACAGUGGGACCGAGACGUAGGGUGACUUAGGUCUCCCUGGCUCAGCCGGGAAACCACAGUCUAAUGAAUGGACUAGCCUCCUUUAUGGGUUAUUUUUGUUUCCACUUUUGGAGGUAGUAUUUGUGGCCGUGUGUCGUAGGUGAGGAAUCACCCUUCUUGGCCACACUAGAGCUAAAUGUAGGUGCGGGGACGGGCAGCGAGACGUGAGGAGGAUGACUCAGCUCUGCCCACGGUCAUGCCUAUGCUGUCCCCUCACCGUGAGAUGAGACCCCUUCCCUUUCCAACAUGCCCCCCAGAAGGGCUGGGGUAUUUCUUUGCCCUGGUCAGUGCUGUGUGUAAUGAAACAGUCCACCAAGCCCCCCACCAAAAAAAAAAAAAAAGAUGGCCCUCCAGUGAUUCCCUGCAGGGCUUUGUGAGUAACUUUCCACUGCAUCCCUUGGUGGUAUCCAAAGGACGGCAGGGGGGUCCUGGCAGCCCCUGUCUUGGCUCCUCUCCAUCCACCUUGUCCUGGCUGGACUGUGGUCCAGGGGAAAAAGCAAAGGGCACUGUGGGCAGCUAAGAGCCUGACUCACUUGGCCUUGGCUCCUCGUGCUCAGCAGCCCCCCAGCAGCCAGCGUGAUGUCAUGGAGAGACCGCUCUGGAAUGGGCGUUGAGUCUCAGCUCUGCCCUUGACGCAAGCUCAGUGCUCUUGGACAGGGUGUUAACUGUCUCUGAGCUUCCCCUCCUACCCCUCGUCCCCAGAUUCCAGCCACCUCUCAUCACUGCCACCUCCAUUCCUGACUCAGUCACAUGGAGGGCUCUGCCUGGCCCCACUGAGUGCCUUCCUUGCACCCCUAAAACCUCCCUAGAGCCACAGGCACAGCAGAACGGCUGGGAUGGCAGCCUUGGGGGUCCGACCUGGAUCCAUGUUCUUGUGGACCAGCUACCUAACUGCUCCCAGCCUCCACUUAACUGCAAACAAGAGACCAUGCCGCUUGGAAGAGCACGGGUUCUAGAACCUUCCGUGAGGUUCUGCCAGGUGCACCGUGAGGCUCCCUGAUGUGGUGUUUGUCUUCAUCCUCCCCAUGGGCUCUCUGACUCUGAACACUGUGUCUUCUAGAACUUUCCAGCACCUGUGUGCUUUUCACCCUUAAUGCUCCAGCCCCUCCGCCUUGGGGACGACUUUCCUGUUCUCACCUCACCCUGCAUUACCAGCUCAUUCCUUCAUUGCGUCCUGCCUCGGGGGUCCUGCUCCCCUGCCUCAGGGACUCAAUCAGGAAGGCCCCUGUGGCUGACUUGGUGGUGCCAGGGUCACAUGCCCACAGGGCAGGGGCAGGCCAGCAGGGCCAGACAGGUGCCAGCCUGGGAGAAGCCGGGGUUGCAUUUUGCCCUGGGAUUGGCUGGGCGAGUGGGCAGUGGUGUGGCAGUGACUCUGCACAGGCGCCUGCUGCUCGCGGGUCAAUCUCUCCCAGCACCUCUCCCCUCCCCACUCAGCCAGGUACACCGCAUCAGUACAGGUAUACCCGAAACCUGUUGCUGAUGAAUCAAUUCUGACUCAUAGCAACCCUGUAGGACAGAGUAGGACUGCCCCAUAGGGUUUCCAAGGAGAGGCUGGUGGAUUUGAACUGCCGGCCACUUGGUUAGCAGCUGUAGCUGUUAACCUCUUCGCCACCAGGGCUGCAUAUAUGGCAUACCAGAAGCUCAGAAAGAUGUCAUGUGAUGAGAAAAAGAGGCUGUUUGAAGGAGGGCGUGGGAAGAAGGCCCCUCUCUGACCUGCGCUAGUUCUUCCAAUGAGCAAAUAAUAUAUUAAUUCUGUUAAGCCCUCUGAAAAGAGCAGUCCCUGGCUGGCUCAAAGGGCUAACACACUUGGCUGCUAAUCAAAAGCUUAGAGGUUCAAGUUCAGCCAGAGGAACCUUGGAAGAAAGGCCUGACUGUCUACUUCCAAAAGCUCCAAAACCGAAAACCAAACCCAUUGCCAUCAAGUCAAUUCUGACUCAUAGAGAUCCUCUAGGACAGAGUAGAACUGCCCCGUAGGGUUACCAAGGCUGUAAGCUUUACGGAAACAGACCGCCACAUCUCUCUCCCAUGGAAUGUCAGGUCGAUCAGCCAAGUGCUUAACCACCGCCACAAGGGAUCCAGGCACGAGGGCUCCUUUCCGAAAGGUUGCAGUCUUGAAAACCCAGUGGAGCACAGUUCUACGCUGCAGUACAUAGGGUUGCCGUGAGUCAGAAUUGAUCUGAAGACAACUUUUUUUGAGGGGGAGCCUGAAAAGACAUGACCAGCAUCUUACCCCCACUGUCCCCCUGUCAUGCCAGUAUAGGGUGCUACGGCUGCUGUAACAGCCCACCCCGUUCCCAGGCUGGAAGCAGAGGGCUGUGCUGGCUGGCUGCCGCCUAUACUCUCAGCUUAGGGAGGCAGGUGGGCUGGUAGACGCUGGCGCUUACUUGCAAGGCUAAGCUAACCAGGAAUAGAAAGAGGAGUGGGACAUGAGCCACCCAGAGCACUGCUUUUGAGAUCCCUGUUUCACUCUCUCUGAGAAAUACAGCCAUUGGGUUUGGCCCAUGGGUGACGGGCCUUGGAGCUCUUCAGUCCUACCCAGGCCCAAGACACCGGCCUCACCCUUGAGCACCAGCUUCCGAUACGAAACAGAGGCCUGGAAGAAAAGGUGACCCACCUAAGGUCAUAGCCUACCCGUGGCAGCAUGUGCCCCUGUCUGGGCCUCUUGGCAUCCCCUCCUCAGCCCGUGGGGUGGAUGAGGGGCGGCAGAGGCACCCGUGUCCCCUCAUGGCCCUCUUGUCCCCUCCCCGCUCACAGGGCUGAGCUUGGCUGCUCCCGGGGUCUUGGCGGAGAAAGUGCAGCGCAGCAGUUCCUCCACAAAGCCGCACUGUUCUCGGCAAAGCCUCCCGGGACGGGGCAUUUUUUUCAAAUGAUUCAGCAGCACGUGAGCGUGAGCGGGCAGGGCUGGGCCCAGGGCUUCAAAACCAUGACCCAGGCCUCUGGCACGAGCGCCUGCCGGGCUCACAGGGAGAUGUGGGAGGAAGGGCCUGGACGGUGGGCCAGGAUAGGGUGGGGUCCCACCAGGGCUGCUGAGGGGUCCCACCAGGGCGGCGGGGGUGGGGGGCUGGAUGGUGGAGGUCCCGCCAGGUAUGCAGAGGGAGAGGCUGGGUGCUGGGGGUCCCGCCAGGGCUGCAGAAGGGGGCUGGGUGGUGGAGGUCCCGCCAGGUAUGCAGAGGGAGAGGCUGGGUGCUGGGGGUCCCGCCAGGGCUGCAGAAGGGGGCUGGGUGGUAGGGGUCCCACCAGGGCUUCAGGAAGGGCUGGGUGGUGGGGGUCCCACCAAGGCUGCAAGGGGGCUGAGUGAUGAGGGUCCCACCAGGGCUGUAGGAGGGAGCUGGGUGCUGGGAGGGGGGUCCCACCAGGGCUUCAGGAAGGGGUUGGGUGGUGGGGGUCCUGCCAGGGCUGCAGGGGAGGAGGCUGGGCACUGAGAGGUCAGGGGGCUGGAAGCUGUGGCCAGGGUGGCGGUUUCCCUCCGCAGUCUGGGCAGGCACGCUGACACACUUAUAGAUGUUGUUCUCCUUGCCCCCCCUCCUCCACCGCCCAAGGGGAGACAAGCAAACAGGAAGGAAGCUGCGGGAAAGCUGGUUU
This is a messenger RNA of Loxodonta africana (African savanna elephant), 22676 nucleotides long. It is a transcript of the gene TIMP2, whose product is annotated as TIMP metallopeptidase inhibitor 2. Gene Ontology annotation, biological process: negative regulation of membrane protein ectodomain proteolysis; response to hormone; response to cytokine. Lineage: Eukaryota; Metazoa; Chordata; Mammalia; Proboscidea; Elephantidae. The record is from RefSeq and is a predicted model, not a curated record. The transcript has 2 exons. Gene Ontology annotation, cellular component: extracellular matrix. The coding region runs from base 15866 to 17665 and encodes 599 amino acids. Gene Ontology annotation, molecular function: protease binding; microtubule binding; metalloendopeptidase inhibitor activity.